Messenger RNA from Nannizzia gypsea CBS 118893, 1164 nucleotides. Its product is annotated as integral membrane protein. The coding region runs from base 1 to 1164 and encodes 387 amino acids. Lineage: Eukaryota; Fungi; Ascomycota; Eurotiomycetes; Onygenales; Arthrodermataceae. The record is from RefSeq and is a predicted model, not a curated record. The transcript is spliced from 3 exons.
AUGCAGGUCCCUCCAAUGUCGGUGAUUAAAUCCUGGCCUCACCCGAACUAUGAGAAUCCAUCAGAAGUUCGGGGGCCUGGAUUAAUCAUACUGACGGUUAUAUUCGUUCCCCUGACCGCCUUCAUCGUUAUGCUACGCCUGUUCACUCGUAUCCGAAUAUCAAAAAGUUUUGGUGUGGAUGAUAUACUUAUAGUUGGUGCUACAAUCCCCGCCAUUGCCUGCGGUGUGAUUACUGUUAUAGGCACAAUCAAGUUCGGCUGGAGUCGACAUGUCUACGACGUCCCAUUAAGCCAUAUUGUUCUAGGCUUGAAGCUCAAUAUGGCCAUAGACUGCCUCUUUGGCAUCAGCUGCGCUCUUACCAAGCUCUCCCUUCUCUGCUUUACCCGGAAGUUGACCGCUGGAACAAAUUCAGUCAUCAUGAAGUGGCUUGUUUUUAGUUCUAUAGUUAUUGUUGCGCUCCAGGUGAUCAUAUUCUGCAUUGUGGUUAUCUUCACUUGUCGCCCGGUCUCAGCCUACUGGACUCUAAGCUUCAAGCCCCAGGAGUGCAUCAACGAAACGGCACACCUCCUAGCAGGUACAAUAAUAAAUAUAGUCACGGACCUCUUAGUCGUUGUCUUACCGAUACCCACUGUCAUGGGCCUCAAGUUGCCGUAUAGGCAGCGUAUCAUCUUAGCCCUCCUUUUUGGUGCUGGAUUCGCAGUCUGUAUUGCUGGGACCUUCAAAAUCUACUUUCUUUAUAAGUAUAAUAUCUCACAUGACAAAACCUGGGCGUCCUAUCCUGUCUGGAUUUCAGGCACUAUCGAGCUGUACCUCGGCGUUAUCGCUGCUUCGCUUGCCUCUCUCAAACCACUUUUCGCACGCUACCUCCCUAACAUUAUGAGUACAUGGUCUUCCCAACGAGGGACUGCUUCUGGCUACUCCAACUCCCGUGGACGGCGAGCUGACAACCGGUAUCCAAAUGAUGGCGGGGGUGGAAUUCUCAAUAGCUACCAUACCACAACGACGGUUGCAUCCGCAACACCGAACGGUAUCGAGUUUGUAGACUUGGACAAGAAGGGGGUGAUGGUGUCCAAGUACAUAACUUAUGAAGCCAGGAAUGUAUCCAAACCUUCGAGCAUUCAAUCCGCGGACGCAACAUCUGAGUCGGAACUGAGGCUGACUUGA